Pistacia vera is the source of this 1536-nucleotide messenger RNA. RefSeq names its product UDP-glycosyltransferase 87A2-like. Lineage: Eukaryota; Viridiplantae; Streptophyta; Magnoliopsida; Sapindales; Anacardiaceae. The transcript is spliced from 2 exons. The record is from RefSeq and is a predicted model, not a curated record. The coding region runs from base 157 to 1533 and encodes 458 amino acids. Gene Ontology annotation, molecular function: UDP-glycosyltransferase activity.
UAUAUCUUAUCUGCAAUUAUUCAUACCAAGAGUAAUAUGCUGUUAGAUGAAAAAAGUUAACUUGAGCCUACUUUACUUUCAACUUUCUCUAAAUAUUAAAAGAUGCAACUCUUCUUCUUCCCAACUAUGCCAAGAUAAACAGUCAAUUUCGCCUCUAUGAACUCAAACAACAUGGAAGAAAACGCCAUCUGUCAUGUGGUUGCAAUGCCUUUUCCAGGGCGAGGCCAUAUCAACCCCAUGAUGAAUCUCUGCAAGUUAUUAACGGCAAAAAAUCAAGAUAUCGUCAUCACCUUUGUUGUCACCGAAGAGUGGCUAGGCUACAUCAGCGCCGAUCCUAAGCCUGAUAACAUUCGUUUCAGAACAAUACCUAAUGUCAUCCCGCCUGAGAAGCUUAAAGCUCAAGAUUUUCUUGGUUUCUAUGAAGCUGUCAUGACAAAGAUGGAAGCUCCAUUUGAGCAGCUGCUUGACCAUCUUGAACCACCGGUGACUGCCAUCAUUGGCGAUAUAGAGGUACGAUGGGCAAUCGGUGUCGGUAGUAGGAGGAAAAUUCCAGUGGCUGCACUUUGGACCAUGUCAAUAUCAUUUUUCUGUAUGCUCUAUCAUUUUUGUCAGUUCUCAAGAGAACAGGAUUCAAUCUUUGAUUUCCUAGAUGAUGUGGAGUACAUCCCAGGAAUUUCUUCAUCAAAUCUAGCGGACCUUAAAGCAGUGUUCCAAAGAAAUGAUCAUGGAGUGUUGCAGCUUGCCCUGGAUUGCAUUUCUAGGGUGCCAAAAGCACAAUAUCUUCUAUUCACUUCUAUCUACGAGCUUGAACCCCAAGUUACCAACAAUUUAAGGGAAACUUUUCCUUUUCCUGUGUACCCUAUUGGCCCUGCUAUACCUUACCUAGAACUUGAGCAAAACAACUAUGGAACUAGUAAUAGUACUAAUGAUGAUGGCUAUAUACAGUGGCUAGAUUCUAAACCAGCAGAUUCAGUACUGUACAUCUCAUUAGGCAGCUUCCUCUCUGUUUCAAGUACGCAAAUGGAUGAAAUUCUUGCUGGCUUGCAAAAUAGCAAUGUUAAUUUCGUGUGGGUGGCUCGUGGAGAAGCUUCUCGUUUGAAAGAAAUUUGUGGAGAUAAAGGGUUGGUACUGCCUUGGUGUGACCAAUUAAGGGUGUUGUGCCAUUCUUCUGUAGGUGGUUUCUGGACACAUUGCGGAUGGAAUUCCACUCUAGAAGCUGUUUUUGCUGGGGUUCCUAUGCUUACUUUUCCCCUAUUUUUGGAUCAAGAUCCUAACAGUAACCAAAUUGUGGAAGAUUGGAAAAUUGGAUGGGAGGUGAAGAGAGAGAUUGGAACUCAAAAAUUUUUGACAAGAGAAGAAAUUGCUGAAGUUAUAAAAAGGUUUAUGGAUUUGAAUAGCGAUGAGGGUAUAGAAAUAAGAAGAAAAGCAAGACAACUUAGAGAUAUUUGUCAAGGAGCUACCACAGAAAGCGGAUCAUCUGUAAUCAACCUUACUGCAUUCAUUCAAGACAUUUCACAAGGACAUAACCAUUGAUCA